AUGACUUGGGUCCCCAAGCACCUCCUGGGACAGGUCUCCGAGUUCAGAGCAUCCUUUUCGCUGUGUGUUCAGGGAGCAGGUAGCUGUGUGUGUGGAGAAAGGCCGGGUGAUGACGGGAAGCCUCUGCAGGUGUUUCAGGCUGCUGCUGCCUUGGGAACAGGAGGUGACCUGUCUUUCCCUGACCAGCUAAACACAGCUAACAAAGCUUCUUCUGAGAGAAACCUCUUUCUGCGCCCUGCCGGCCCCCCUGCCCAGUCCCAGCUGCAGGCUAGAGGUCUUUCUGUAAAUCCCCUGGGAGUUACUGAACCUUGGAGCAGAAACCAGCCAUCUGGCACCCCAGCCACCAUGGACAUGGGGGGCCUGGACAAGAUCACCAACAUGGCCUACCAGCAGGUCCGGAAGACCUCAGAGUGCCACAGCAUGGAGCGGCAGCGGCGCCACAGGAGCCUGAUGCUGCCCAGGCAGCAAAGCGGUGCCCAGCUGCGCCAGGCGCUGCCCCUGGACUUCAACAGCCUGUGUGCGCAGCAGCUCAUUGGUCACCACCUCUUCCAGGACUUCCUGGCCACGGUCCCAUCCCAAGAGGCCUCAGCCUUCCUUGAGCAGGUACAGAGAUGGUAGCUGGCGAGGAGUGUCUCCCUGGGCAGCAUGCUGCAGGUGCCAGUGGGCACUGGUGGUGCUGCCCCUCCCCUUGGACACCCACACUGCUUCCUUAGCCCAACUCUGGCCACCAGGUGCCAAGCAGCCACCAAUGAGGAAGAGCAAGCGGCCCUGGUGACAUUGGCCAAGGCUGAGGCCGUGUCCUUGCAGGACCAGCCCUCCUGGGAUUUCCUGACCAGCCCGCUCUAUGGUAAGUUUCCACAGUGGAAAGGCUUUGAGAUGCAGCUGGUGACAAACAAGUUCUUCACCAAGUUUGGGGUGCUAGGAAAAGGUGGUUUUGGGGGCAUCUUGGAACAGCCAGGUGAGGUAUGUGCUGGCCAGCUGAAAAACACUGGCAAGAUGUAUGCCUGUAAGACUGACAAGAAGAGGCUGAAGAAGAAAAAUGGUGAGGAAAUGGCUCUCUCAGAAAAGGAAAUCUUGGAGAGGAUCAGCAGCCCUUUCACUAUCUCUCCAGCCUAUGCCUUUGGGAGCAAGUCCCAUCUCUUCCAGGUCAUGAGCCUGACGAAUGGAGAAGACCUCAAGUUCCACAUCUACAGCACAGGCACGUGAGUCCUGGCCAUGAGCAGGGUGGCCUUCUACUCGGCCCAGGUAACCUGUGGGCUGCUGCACCUGCACUCUCUCAGCAUUGUCCACCGAGACCUGAAGUCUGAGAACGUGCUUCUGAAUGACAUUGGCAGUUCCUGGCUGUCUGACCUGGGGCUGGCCAUGCAGAUCCAGGAGGGCAAGCCCAUCACCCAGAAGGCUGGAACCAAUUGUUACAUGGCUCCUGAAAUCCUAAUGAGAAAAGUGAGUUACUCCUCUCCUGUGUACUGGUUUGCAAUGAGAUGCAGUAUUUAUGAAAAUGUUGUUGGAAGAACACCAUUCAAAAAUUAUAAGGAAAAAGUCAGCAAAGAGGAUUUAAAGCAAAGAACUGAAGAAGUCAGAUUCCAACAUGGUAACUUCACAGAAGAAGCAAAAGAUAUUUGCAGACUCUGCUUGGCUAAGAAACCAGAGCAAUGCUUAAGAAGCAGCAAGAGAAGUCUUCCUGCAGCUGCCAGUUGGGCGAUGACGAAAGAUGCUGCCUCCAUCAACAGCCUCUCCUAUUUGUGCAAGAGGGGAUGGGCCGACAGAGCGCUGCACAAAGCGGCCAGGGCAGGAUUUGGGAGUAAAAUCACCUUCAUGCUAUUUCUUACUGCGGAGCUGAGAACAACAACCCAGGGAGGUGUCAAUGACAUUGAAGAUUUCUGUGAGGUUUGGGGAGUUGAAUUUGAUGAUGAAGGUAAGAAGUUCUUCCAAAGAUCUGCAGCAGGUGCUGUCCCCAUAGCUCGGCAGGAAGAGAUUAUAGAAAUGGGCUUUGAAGAAUGAAAUGGCCCCAACAGGCCUGCAGGUUGUGGGGAGAACUCAUCCAAGUCUGGUGUGUGUUUGUUAUUAUAA
Molecule: messenger RNA, 2070 nt
Organism: Phyllostomus hastatus (greater spear-nosed bat)
Lineage: Eukaryota; Metazoa; Chordata; Mammalia; Chiroptera; Phyllostomidae
Gene: GRK7
Product: G protein-coupled receptor kinase 7
Biological process (GO): protein phosphorylation; regulation of signal transduction
Cellular component (GO): cytoplasm
Molecular function (GO): ATP binding; rhodopsin kinase activity
Source: RefSeq, a predicted model, not a curated record